Molecule: messenger RNA, 1552 nt
Organism: Panicum virgatum (switchgrass)
Lineage: Eukaryota; Viridiplantae; Streptophyta; Magnoliopsida; Poales; Poaceae
Product: BTB/POZ and MATH domain-containing protein 2-like
Exons: 2
Coding region: 232-1056 (274 amino acids)
Biological process (GO): protein ubiquitination
Molecular function (GO): protein binding
Source: RefSeq, a predicted model, not a curated record
UAUUCCUGCACCUGUGGGCAGAGAAAACCAAAUAAAAUAAAGAAGAAAUAAAAAGGCAAAAGAGGAGCAAGGGUUUCUUCAUCGCCGUCUUCGGCGCCACCGCCGCCCGCAUCCUCCGGCCAGGCUACACCCUCCGAAGAUUCGGAUUUCAGAUUGGCCAUUGGCGCCGCCGCCCUGUCUGAUCUUCCCAUCAACUCCGGCUUUUCCUCCUCGCCGCCGGCGCCUUACGGAAUGAUGACCUCGAAGACGCUGUCCACGAGCGCCCCGGAGACGGAGCAAGGCACGGAUGUCUUUCGCAUCGUGGGGUACAGCCAACAAAGGUUGGGGAUCGGAAAGCCCAUCAGUUCCGGCAUGUUCUCCGUCGGUGGGCAUGAGUGGGUGGCUGGCUUGUCCCCUGAUGUGGACGAACAUCUCGUCAUCGCUGCCGUGUUGUUGUUGUUACCGAGAAACACUAAGGUGCGGGCGUCCUACGAGUUGAGGUUAAUUAAUCAGAGAACUGGGUUGCCUUUCUCGGUGCAUAAGGCGGCACCGAGGGAGUUCAACAAUGAUAAUGACGGUAGCUGUUCUGCUUACUUUCUGAUAAACCGAAGUGUCUUUGAAGCGCCACCUGUUCUUCAGGAUGACUGCCUCACCAUGGAAUGGACUAUCACUACUAUCAAACAACCAAGGAUACCUGAAGUCAAAUCUUUUCCCAAGAUUGUGGUGCCUCCCUCUGACAGCGCACUGCAUUUUGCCAAGCUGUUGGAAGAAAAGAAGGGAGUGGAUAUCACAUUCAGUGUAGGAGGACAGACUAUCGUAGCACACAAGAUGGUCCUGGCAACAAGGUCACCUGUAUUCAAAGCAGAACUCUAUGGACCUAUGAGGGAGGAGGGAACAGAGCUCAUAGUAGUCAAAGAUGUGCAGCCUGAUGUUUUGAGGGCCUUUCUCCAUUUCAUAUAUACCGACUCUUUGCCUCCUUUGGAUGAUCUUGAGGAAGACGAUCAUAGUGAAAUGAUCCGUCACUUGCUUGUUGCUGCGGAUCGAUACGCCAUGGAGAGGCUAAAGCUGAUGUGUUAGAGUAUCCUUUGUGAAAAUCUUAGUAUUCAAACUGUGGCAACCACACUGGCUUUAGCUGAUCAACAUCAUUGUGACAUGCUUAAGGAUGCCUGCAUUGAAUUUAUGGCCUGUCCAAGUGUUAUGGAUGCUGUGGAGGCAACACAAGGCUACAAGAACCUGAAAAGAACUUGCCCGUCUGUUGUAGUUGAAGUGUUGGAAAAGAUAAGUAGGUUUCGGAAGAGAUGAACAGCUCAUCUUAAGUUCAGUCUGUCAGUAGAAAAUUAGUUUACGCCACAAUGAAUAGCUUUGCUCGCUUUUGGUAUAGCAGCAUAGGUUAUCUUGAAUAUGGAUGAACUGCUGAAUGUUAGAUAACUAAUCUAUCAGAAAGCAGUCUAGUUUUUAAGUUAUUGGAAUAGCAUGCUAGUCUUGUUAUAUCCUCUCAUCCUAAACUACUACUGGUUAGUGAGUUCUUUAUGUUUCAUAAGCAUUAUGCUAACUGUGUCUUUUGAUGUCUAAA